This is a messenger RNA of Penicillium coprophilum, 1521 nucleotides long. RefSeq names its product putative transcription factor Rap1. The record is from RefSeq and is a predicted model, not a curated record. The coding region runs from base 1 to 1521 and encodes 506 amino acids. The transcript is spliced from 4 exons. Gene Ontology annotation, molecular function: telomeric repeat DNA binding. Gene Ontology annotation, biological process: telomere maintenance via telomere lengthening; regulation of DNA-templated transcription. NCBI's taxonomy places the organism in Eukaryota, Fungi, Ascomycota, Eurotiomycetes, Eurotiales, Aspergillaceae. Gene Ontology annotation, cellular component: shelterin complex.
AUGGCCUCGUCUCGAGCUGAGGAUACGACAACAAGUCUGUUCCAGGGCGCACGCUUCUGGCUAUCUCGAACAGUUCCACAAAGGUCAAGGUUUAAGGAAUUAAUCAAGCAAUAUGGUGGCACCGUGGUGCUGAUGGAGAAGGAUGCCGAUGUGAAGCUUGUGGAUCACGCAAGAAAAGACCUGCCUGAGGACACCUUCUCUUAUCGAUAUGUAGAGCGUUCGAUCAACAAGGGACGACUUGAAGAUUUAGAAGCCCACCGGGUUGGGCCAUCCGCACCUCGUCCGAUGGGUGCAUUCAACAUCCCUACAAAAAGCACAAGAUCAUUCUUUACCCUUAAAGAGGAUCAAAUUUUGUUUGACUGGGUUGCACACUUUGAGAAAGAGCCAGGGGCACCUAUCCAAGGCAAUAGAAUUUACCAGGAUUUGAGUGAACUGUUUCCAGCCCAUCCAUGGCAGUCCUGGCGUAGCAGAUACAUGAAGCACUUGCGUGGCAAGGGCCGUCCAGGGGGCGGCACCCCAGUAUCAUAUUCUGAGCUUUUACAGUCUGCACCACUCCAAGGAGAACGCCCGAAGACCUUACCUGCACGGAGUUCUCCAAAAGAUUCCACGGCAAAACGAAGUUCAGGUGUCCCUCAGCUGGUACCAUCUGCUCCGGUCCAAGCAGGUAUAACAAACAGCCCAAAACGAAAACGAGAUCCGGUCCCUGAACCGCCAAACCAGCGGCGGAGGGAUGUUUCACCUAUGAAAAGAAGAGCAAUCGAAGCGUCUACAACUGCAGGCCAUUCCUCACGCCGUCCCCGUCCUGAUAGUCAGGUACCCCAACCAGAGUCAUCAAAUGCGGCACCCACACCACCCUUUACUGCACGCUCAGAAAGAGGCUCUGCCUGUGUCUCAUCGUCGAGCACAAGACCGCUGCAAGGCCUUGGGAUUCCAGAUAUCUUUCCAGUCACCAAUCCUUCCGUACAAACCCCUCGGCGCGUGACUCGGGAAGCUUCACAACCACCACCAAAUACAACAUCACCGGCGCCGCCGGCUCCACCCCGACCAUUGGGGGACAAUGCCUUCGCACAGUCCGGCCGAUUCAAGAAACAAGCAUCCAAAACAAGACCACAAGUCAAGAAUAUCUUCGAAGACCCAGUGGACCCCAUUUUUCUCGAACUUCCAUUUUUACCAUCAAGCCCAGCAUCCGAGGUGGAUGACGAUGACGCCUCAGAUGUGCCCGACGUCGAUACUUGGAUUGAUCAACGCCUGGCUCGGGGUGCCAAGGAAUCUCACGUGUUCGAUGCUCUGCGAUGUACAAGCAUGGUCCCAGAGAUGGCAGAUAAGGUUCUCAGAUAUCUCAACGCUGGGAAGAGUAUUCCCGAUGAUAUGCCCGGAGUCUGGACAGUCGAGGAUGAUGACUGUUUACAGGCGAAGGAAUAUUCGCGUGUACACCGAGCGUUGACGAAACACGGCGCGGAAGCGUACAAGGAUAGAUGGGAGUAUUUCAGCAUGGCUCGACAGACAGGGCUCAUUGAAUGA